AUGUUCUCUACUCUGGCAAUCAAUUCUCUGAUUGUGGACAUAGAACUCUGCCUCCAGAGUCUCAGCAUAUCAGGACCUCGCUCCCACACUCACUUACCUCACGCUCCCACGCCGCGUCUCUCUCUCACUCUACAAAGACGCUGUAUUGGAGUGCGACUCCCCAGGCAGCGCAGUCAGUUCAAUCAUCCAUGCCGCCUGCUCACGUCCAUGUGAACAGCACUUCUGUUUGCACAAACGCCACUUACCCGAUGCAGAAAGAAGAACUCCAUGCAUAUGAGCGCCACCUCUGUUCAUGCGAACGCUACUCACCUAUACUGCAGACAGAACUCUGUUUGUACGGACGCCGGCUCAAAAACACAGCAAGAACAGAAGUCUGUUCAUGAGAAUACCGCUGCUUCCACGUGCGACCACACAGAAAGUAGAAUCAAAGGGUGCGCGUGCCGACACUGA
This is a messenger RNA of Pelobates cultripes (western spadefoot toad), 450 nucleotides long. Lineage: Eukaryota; Metazoa; Chordata; Amphibia; Anura; Pelobatidae. The record is from the annotation of a GenBank genome assembly.